Molecule: messenger RNA, 237 nt
Organism: Haemonchus placei
Lineage: Eukaryota; Metazoa; Nematoda; Chromadorea; Rhabditida; Trichostrongylidae
Source: the annotation of a GenBank genome assembly
AUGAUGCAAGGUCUGCACUCUUUCGGAGGAAGCUUAUCACAGUUUGCUGCUCCUAUCUUGACGACGUACUUAUUCCGUCAUUCCGGUUACAAGUACAUCAUGGUCACGCAGAUUGGAACUAUAGGAUUUGCAUUGCUGCUGGUGAUAGUAUUUUAUAACCGGCUGGUACCACUGAAGCUACGACCUGAUCCAGGAAAAGCUGCCAAAUACAAGGACGGCGUAUUCUACACCAUGUAA